AUGAAGGUCCUCACCAAGGAAGAAGAAGCCGCCCACUACAACGCCGUUGUCAAGGGCGGAUUGAUCGGUGGUUCAUUGGGUCUUGCUAUCGGUGCCUCUGGUGUCAUCUACGCCUCAAGGAGAUAUCCUUCUUUCCGUGGCCUGACCCUGCCAUUCCGAACUUUCCUCGUCACAUCCACCGCUACCUUUGGCGCCAUCGUCCAGGCUGAUCGCCAGGGUAUCAAGCAUCAGAAGGAACAGGACCCCAGACGCAUGUACCGAGACAACUCCCAGCGUGCCCAGGAGAUCCUCCGCGAGAACGAGACGGCAUACGAGCGCUUCAUGAACUAUGGCCGCGAGCACCGCUACAGCAUUGUCUGCGCCUCGUGGCUGGCCAGUUUGGCCGUUGCCUUUGCCCUUGUCAGCCGCGCACCCAUGAGCACCCCCCAGAAGAUCGUGCAGGCUCGUGUCUACGCCCAGGGCCUGACUCUUGCCGUGCUCAUCGUCUCGGCAGCCUUUGAGAUGAACGAUGCCAAGAGCGGCAAGGGCCGCUGGGAGACCGUCAUGGUCCUCGACCCCAACGACCCUGAGCACAAGCACCUCAUUGAGAAGAGAAUCCACAAGGAGGAGUACGAGGGACAGGAUCUGUGGAUGGAUAUGGUCGAGGCUGAGGAGAAGAGAUUAGCCGCCCGCAAGGCUGCCCAGGCCCAGGAGCAUGCCCAGUAA
Trichoderma gamsii is the source of this 705-nucleotide messenger RNA. RefSeq lists its product as hypothetical. Gene Ontology annotation, cellular component: mitochondrial inner membrane. NCBI's taxonomy places the organism in Eukaryota, Fungi, Ascomycota, Sordariomycetes, Hypocreales, Hypocreaceae. The record is from RefSeq and is a predicted model, not a curated record. Bases 1 to 705 code for a protein of 234 amino acids. Gene Ontology annotation, biological process: mitochondrial respiratory chain complex IV assembly. The transcript is spliced from 2 exons.